AUGGACAACCUAACAUUCAGAUACAACAUACUGUUAGUGGAGGGACUGAAAAUUACACCACAGUCCACUUAUCCUGCAUUUGUCCUCCUUUUGAUUUCUUACAUAUUUAUAAUGGUUUCCAACAUUGGGAUUGCGACUCAGAUUUUAGCAGAUAAAAAAUUACACCAGCCCAUGCACAUUCUUUUCUGCCAUUUACCACUAAAUGACAUAAUGGGAGCAACUGUUCUUUUACCACACUUGUUGAGGGACAUUUUAACGGAUCCCUCUGAGCGCUACAUCACAUAUGUGGAGUGUGUUAUUCAAGCUUAUUUUGCCCAUUUGUAUGGAACAACAUCACACACCGUGCUAAUGAUCAUGGCCUUUGACAGAUAUGUGGCCAUAUGCAAUCCACUGCGAUAUCCAACCAUAAUGACCAAUAAGAUGAUAGUUAAAUUGUCGGCAGCAGCCUGGGGUGUUGCAAUUGUGCUGGUGGGAAUUUUGAUCAGCCUCAGUGUGCGUCUCUCUCACUGCAGAUCAGUGAUUCUAAACCACAUUUGUGACAAUGCUUCACUGUUUAAACUGUCAUGUGAAGAUGUGACAGUUAAUAAUGUUUACGGAUUAACUUUUACUGUAGUAUUAUUCACGUCCUCAAUUGGAUGUGUUUUUAUGACAUAUCUCAUGAUUGCAAUUGUAUGCAUAAAAGGCAAAAACAAAGCAACAAACAGCAAAGCCAUUAAAACCUGCUCCACUCACUUGGCUGUUUAUGUAAUAUUGCUGACCUCUGGAUUCAAUGUCAUUGUUCUCCACCGUUUCUCUGCAUUCUCUGAGAAUAGAAAACUAUCUAGUGUAAUGUUGCAUGUUAUACCACCAGGAUUGAACCCCGUUAUAUAUGGUUUACAAGCUAAGGAAAUAAGACAAAAAAUGGUCAAACUUUUUAGAAAUAAAAUUUUAUUCUAA
Xyrauchen texanus (razorback sucker) is the source of this 936-nucleotide messenger RNA. Its product is annotated as olfactory receptor 52N5-like. NCBI's taxonomy places the organism in Eukaryota, Metazoa, Chordata, Actinopteri, Cypriniformes, Catostomidae. The record is from RefSeq and is a predicted model, not a curated record. The coding region runs from base 1 to 936 and encodes 311 amino acids. Gene Ontology annotation, biological process: G protein-coupled receptor signaling pathway. Gene Ontology annotation, cellular component: membrane. Gene Ontology annotation, molecular function: olfactory receptor activity. The transcript has a single exon.